Lycium barbarum (goji berry) is the source of this 3465-nucleotide messenger RNA. RefSeq lists its product as uncharacterized. The coding region runs from base 432 to 3086 and encodes 884 amino acids. Gene Ontology annotation, biological process: regulation of defense response to fungus. The transcript is spliced from 3 exons. The record is from RefSeq and is a predicted model, not a curated record. Lineage: Eukaryota; Viridiplantae; Streptophyta; Magnoliopsida; Solanales; Solanaceae.
UAAAUAGUUUCAUCAAUCUACGCGCCGACUCCAACUUCCUCUUUCACCUUUAUCCGUUGUCUUGUUUCUUAUGUUCACAACAAAAGAAAGUACUACUAAUAUUCAUACCUUUGUUUACAUACACACACAAAAAAUAUAUUGGACUAAAAACUAAGAAAAAAGAAUCACUAUUCCAAGUCAUAUGAGAGUUUGGACUUGUGGGUUGACAAGCUUCACCUACACGGCAGGGAAGACUUUUCUCUCUUUAAUUUCUCACAUACACACAGAAGAAGAAGAAGAAGAAGAAGAAGAAGAAGAAGAAAAUGAGGGAGGGUGUUGAUAGUUAUUAUAAUGCUAAUAGAGGAAUACUUUGUGUUAACGUAAAAAUCUCCACCAAUUUCUUCUACACAAUUUCUUCUUAGUUUUUGUUACUGCUAGCUAACCGGAGUGAGAUGAGUAGUCAAACGAGCACUAAAGUUCGGUUUGUUAGAUGUCCCAAAUGCCAAUUGGUUCUUCCUGAGUUAGCUGACAUUCCUGUCUACAAGUGUGGUGGAUGUGGCACAGUUCUCCAAGCUAAGAACAGGAAAAGAGCUCCUAUAAAGAACAACGUACUUGAUCCAAAUGAAAUAAGCAGCGCAAGCGAAGAAGUGAACGAAGGAAAGACAUUGGAUCAAGGGGGCGCUGGGGACUCUAACAAGGAGCUACGUCGACAGUUAAAUUCCCCCGAUGAGCCUUCAAGCUCUUCUGAGCUUAGCUGUCUUGAGAAUGAAGAUCCUUUAUCCAAAUCUGCAGUACAUAAAGGAGAUGAACACAGUUGUGCUUUGGACGAAAAGACAGAACGAUAUGAAAAUGGAUCUUGGGAUCAAUGCCAUUCCACGGGAGGAGAAAACUUCUCCAAUAGACUUGCUAGCUCAGAUGAACUUACUUGUCCUAAAUUGGCAAGUCCAAUUGUUGAAGCCAAAGAAGGUGCCAAAGGUUCAGCCAGUGAAGAGAGAGAGAAACUGGAGCUGGAUAAAGACACUGGAUGUCCAACCCUUGAAACUGAACAAGAUAUGGAAGGUUUAGCCCUUGAAAUGACAGACCAACUGGAACCGGAUGAAGACAACUUCCUUGUGGAUGAUCAAAAUGAAAGUGUAGUUAAUCAUAAGAGUAAUUACGUUAAUGAGAAUUCUACUUACUCUGAAUGUGAAGUAUCUACUGGAAGUGGGGCACAUGAAGAUGGAAUUGAAAGCAAAUCUCAAACCAUGGGAAGGGGCCAAAAUGAUUUCCAAUGUCUCAAUGCAGAAUCUUCUGAAAAUGUAAGAUACGCCAAGGAAGCCUCCCGUGACUUUGAGAAGCAGUCAUCUGUAUGCUCUGACAUGUACCAUAGUAUUUUGAAUGAAAGCAUCCUAUCAGACACUUUGAUGUCUACUGAUCAUGAGCAGUUUGAGCAAUUUCAGAAAGAGAUUCCCUCAGGUUUUGAUCGUAUAAGUUCUAUGGAUACGUUAGAAAAUCUACCGCUAAAUAUUUGUCGAUCUGAGCCUCCUGUUAAUCUCAGAUCUCCUACACACAGAAGUUACUAUGCCUAUGAUGGCAGUGCAUCUUCAUGUGAUGGGGAUGAUCAUAUACCCAAUCAGUACCAUCACCAACCUGGAAGAAAAGCAUACCCUGUCAGCCCCAGUGAGUUUCUUUUGGACGGUAGAUGCCGAGUAAACAACACAAUGAGCGGUGAGUCAAAGAUGGUGCAGCGAGCAAUGAAUUUUUCUACAGCAUUUCCAGGAAGGAGUCAUGAGGAAUGGCCUCAGUCUAGAAGACAUGGUUGGGUCUCUGCAAGUAGAAUGACAUCGGACAAGGAUGAGCACGCCACAGCAUUUCCAUUUAUUUCAGCAGGUUCUCGUGCAGGACAUAAGCAUGGAAACGCUUCAAAUUAUCGGAAAAAUACGGCCCACCAUUCUAGUCUCCAUCCACCACCCAGAAUGCCCUCAGAUUCAGAACCAGACAAAAUAGAAUUAUUGAGAAUGGUGUAUGAACUUGAAGAUCAAUUGCGCCAGACACGCAUUACUAAUAGGAUGGCCAAUGGACGGUUUUCUGCAGAGGUAAUGAGGGAUGAAGAGUAUAACCCUUCAUACUAUGAUCAGUUUUUGGAAGAUGGUCAAGUAAGUGGUGAUUUAAACUAUUCUAGAUAUCCUGUAAGAUGCAAUCAUGGAAAAGGCUGGCCACAACAACGUAAAGGCUCAAGAAUACCUUUUUCUGCAGAGGCUGCACAUUACAGGGACCAAGCUGAUUGCCUGUGUUCACAUUGCUCCCCUCAGGUCCGGCCUUGCUCAGCGCAGAUGCAUCCUUCAGUUUGCUAUAACAAAGGCCGCCGGGUUGCCUAUUCCAGCUGUAACUGUUGCAAUCACCUCCAGUCUGGUUCUUCUAGUCCUCAGCAUUACUCAAGCUCUGAGUAUUCCCGUGAGACAAAAUCUGAUCAUGAGAUGAAGAAACUGUAUCUGCGAGACAAAUACUCAAAAAUGCGGCAUGUCCGACCAGUAGCUGGUGGAGCACCAAUAAUUUCUUGUUACCACUGCAACGAACUUCUACAGCUGCCUGCAGACUUUCUUCUUUUCAAAAGGCGAUGCCAUCAGCUUCGAUGCAACGCUUGUAGAAAGGUUCUGAAGUUUUCUCUCCAAAACCAGAUACAUGUAGUCCCAUUCUAUGCAGAGGAGGCUUUAGCUCCUCCACCAAGUGAGGUUGAUGAUCAACAGAACGUGGCAUAUGAAUAUCAUCUUAAUUCUUGUCCCCGUAAUGAACCAAUAUCGUGUUCUGAUGAUUUGGGACCAUCUUUCUGCAGAAGCGUCUCUACUGAAGAGGAGUCUUCAUUACCUCCAAUUCAACCUCUUGGAAGGACAUCUUUCAACAGAGAAAUAUCCUCUAGCAGUUCUUCUGUCCCCACAAAAGAUAGAAAAAUGAAAUCUGUUAUGAGGGAACCUUACACGGGGACCUUUGGAUCACCAGGGCCUGCCGCUAAGAUGUCUAAGUGGGGAAAAGUAGGAUCUUCAGAAAUUGAGGAAGUACAACCAAAUGGAGGCUCUCCCCUUCAUCGGCUUAUGGGUUAUUCUUCGCCAAGUGAAGUGAUACAUUGGUGACUGCCUCAACUUCUCAAGGAAAUGAAGCAAGGAUCAAAAAGAAAGAGGCUAGUCACUAGGCAACAAAGGGAAAAAGAUCCACCAUUUUUGAUAGAUACUUGAGGUAAAGGGAUCUUCUUGGAACAGGCUUCUUGGCGGUAAAGAUAUACCAACAGAUCAUGGUGAAACACAAGUCGUUCAUUCAGGCGCUCAUCUGUUUGUAUCGUCUGAUGUAUCAUUUUUCUCGUAGUUUUUCACUUUUCACACUAUGUACAGGUGAAUGAAAGUGGCAGCUAGUAGGUUGUAUAGAAAAUUGAGGUAUUCAUGGUAGAAGAAUAUGGUACUUUUCAAUUUCCAUUUAUUUGUGUGAUGAUAAUGAUACGUAUUUAGAAUUAAGUGA